AUGACAACCGCGGCAAUGCAGCCCAAGGUCCCAGAUGCCGUCGAGUGCGUCGAAAAAAUCGACUCGUCCUUUUCAGAGCAGGGCAAAGAGACCAAGUCGACUGAUCCAUAUUACGACGAGGAAUAUACCCGUGCGGAGCAGAGAAGGAUCAUCCACAAAGUCGACCGGCGUCUCGUUGUCGGUCUGGGACUGGCAAUGGCCAUUGCUCUCAUGGACAGGACAAAUCUCGGUUCAGCUGCUAUUGCAGGCAUGACCGUCGACCUCGGCCUUGAGCACGGCCCUCGAUAUUCCCUUAUAUUACUGGUAUUCUUCAUUCCGUUUGUCCUCUCUCAGUUGCCCGCAGCUGUUGUCAUCCGAAAAGUGGGACCCCGAGAUUUUAUCACCCUUAUCACGUUCUGCUGGGGGGGAGUGAUGAUGUGUUUCGGUUUUGUCCACGAUUGGUGGGUGUUGAUUAUCCUGCGCAUAUUAAUCGGCAUCCUCGAGGCAGGCUUGUUGCCAGCUUGUAUUCUGCUCUUAUCGUGCUGGUACACAAGAUUUGACGUGCACAAGCGCUUCUCAUCCUUCUACCUUAUAAGCAGCGUGGGAUCAGCCAUCGCGCCUGUCCUAGCAUGUGGCUUCAUGCAAAUGGGAGGUCUCUCAGGCUUGGCCGCUUGGAGGUGGAUCUUCAUCAUGGAAGGUCUCCUCACCAUCGCCGUGGCCUUUAUCAACUGGUUCUUGCUCGUGGACUACCCACUCGACGCUCACAAAUGCUGGAAAUUCUUGACCAAGAAAGAGGAAGACUACAUCAUUCGUCGAAUUAAUCGCGAUCGCGCCGAUGCCAACGCCGAUCAUAAGUUCAACCUUCGCCAAUUCAUUCGUCCUGGCAAGGACUGGAGAGUCUGGCAAUACGCCAUCAUAUACAUGUGUGGAACCGCUGUUGCAUAUUCCCUGUCAUUCUUUCUUCCCAUCAUUCUUCGUCUCAAACUCGGAUACGACGUCACGGCCGCGCAAGCAUUAUCGACUCCACCUUAUGUCUUCGCCGGUAUCUUCAUGUAUGUCGAAGCCUGGCUUGGAGACAAGUACCAUAUUCGAGGACCCAUCAUCAUCUGGAACUGCCUCCAGUCGAUUUGUGGUUUGUGUCUCCUCGGCUGGGUCAAGGCUCCUGGAGUUCAGUACUUUGGCAUUUUCCUCGUUGCGUCCGGAGUCAACGGCAAUGUCCCCGCAACUUUGGCCUGGCAGGCCAACAACGUUCGUGGGAAUUGGAAACGGGCAUUCUGUAGCGCCUUGCUCAUCAUGGGUGGCGGCACUGGCGGUGUCAUUGGGUCCUUGGUCUUCCGCUCCCAAGAUGCCCCUACAUAUCUGCCUGGAAUAGAAGCUUCCAUUGUUGCCAACGUCAUCUCCAUCAUCUGCGCCGUAGUAAUGAUGCUGAGCUUGUAUGCCUCCAACAAAAAGGCUGCAGCAGGACGUACUGUUCUGGAAGAAUUGCCAGGCUUCAGGUACACGCUCUAA
This is a messenger RNA of Rhinocladiella mackenziei CBS 650.93, 1488 nucleotides long. RefSeq lists its product as uncharacterized. Gene Ontology annotation, biological process: transmembrane transport. The coding region runs from base 1 to 1488 and encodes 495 amino acids. Gene Ontology annotation, molecular function: transmembrane transporter activity. NCBI's taxonomy places the organism in Eukaryota, Fungi, Ascomycota, Eurotiomycetes, Chaetothyriales, Herpotrichiellaceae. Gene Ontology annotation, cellular component: membrane. The transcript has 6 exons. The record is from RefSeq and is a predicted model, not a curated record.